AUGAGUUUGAAGGGCUUUCAGAAGAGCAUUGUCCGCGCUCCACAACAGUUCAAGGCCAAGUUCAAUAUUGGCGAGCAUACCAAGGACCCUGUCUACCUGGACGCUGAGCGGCGGUUUCAAGAACUCGAAAAAGAGACCAAGAAACUGCACGAUGAGUCCAAGAAGUACUUCGAUGCCAUCAAUGGCAUGCUGAACCACCAAAUCGGAUUCUCCAAAGCGAUGACGGAACUCUACAAACCCAUCUCCGGUCGUGCUUCCGACCCUAGCUCCUAUACAAUCGAGGGCAAUCCGGAGGGUAUCCGGGCAUGUGAGGAAUACGAGGCGAUUGUGCGGGACCUCCAAGAAUCGCUGGUGCCCGAGUUAGAGAUGAUCGACACCCGCGUCAUCAGCCCUGCACAGCAGCUAUUGGAGGUAAUCAAGGUGAUCCGCAAAGUCGCGGUGAAGCGAGACCACAAGAAACUGGACUACGACCGCCACAAGAACUCGCUCAAGAAGCUGCAGGAUAAAAAGGACAAGUCGCUGAAGGAUGAGAAGGCGCUUUACAAGGCUGAAAAUGAUGUGGAGCAAGCGACGCAGGACUACAACUACUACAACGACCUGCUCAAGGACGAGUUGCCCAAGCUGUUCGCUCUGGAGGCUGAAUUCAUCCGUCCUCUGUUCCAGUCCUUUUACUACAUGCAACUGAACGUCUUCUACACACUACACGAGCGAAUGCAGGGCAUCAAUAUCGGCUACUUCGAUCUGAAUCUUGACAUCGAGGAAGCGUUCGAGAACAAGCGCGGAGACGUCAAGGAGCGCGCCGAGGAACUCAGCAUCGUCCACUUCAAAGCCACGGGCGGGCGCAAACCUGGCUCGAAGCUUACCCCCAAGGACAAAUUGGCGCAAGAGGGCAAGAGUGGUUACGCCUCACGUCAGCGAGAUCCCGAUGUUGUCGAGAACCCACCGCCGCCUUACUCGGCCACUGCAGGCAGCAGCUUUACCGCCGCAGCAAAGAGCAAGCCCGCCCCUCCGCCGCCGAAGCCUAAGCCCGCUCGAUUCAGCGCCCCCGUCGAAACGGUCACGGCACUAUAUGACUAUGAAGCUCAGGCGCACGGCGAUCUCAGCUUCUCCGCCGGUGAUGUCAUCGAGAUCACACAGCGAACGGAUAACCAGAAUGAGUGGUGGAGCGGCCGUGUUGACGGACGAGAGGGACAAUUUCCUGGUAAGCAUGACCGUCUAUCAUUAUUGACAACUAGCUUGCUAAUUUGUGUACCCAGCAAACUACGUCCAGCUGAACUAGCAUUAUGCUAUAGCUAUAUAAUAUCCUUAUUCCUGACUCGUCAAUGUCAUCACUGGUUACUUGGAGUUUCGGAGUGCCAUUGUACCACUUGA
Aspergillus eucalypticola CBS 122712 is the source of this 1371-nucleotide messenger RNA. RefSeq names its product amphiphysin. The transcript has 2 exons. Gene Ontology annotation, biological process: actin cortical patch localization; endocytosis; plasma membrane tubulation. The record is from RefSeq and is a predicted model, not a curated record. Bases 1 to 1371 code for a protein of 456 amino acids. Gene Ontology annotation, molecular function: lipid binding; protein binding. NCBI's taxonomy places the organism in Eukaryota, Fungi, Ascomycota, Eurotiomycetes, Eurotiales, Aspergillaceae. Gene Ontology annotation, cellular component: Rvs161p-Rvs167p complex; medial cortex; actin cortical patch.